AUGUAAUAGUAAGGAAAUUAUUCAUCAAACCAAUCUCCUUAUGCUUAGAAUCCUAACUUGAUAAUUAAUGAUUAUUUUCAAUAUUUAAAUGAUAGAAAUGCAGUCACUCUUUAAAACAAUCAAAGGAUUUUGAAUUAGUAAGCUUAUAAGCUAAAAUAGUAAUAAAUAGUGUAGAAUUAAAUAUAAAAAGAAAUCGAAGAAUCUUUAGGCACAUAAAAGCAGUAUGAAAAAAAUUUAGACAAUUUGAUAGAAAGAAAAAAUGUGAAUUCAGUUUUUGGUGGAGAGAAAGAAUUUAAGCUAAACCAGAUUUCAUAAUUAAUUCAGUCUUACGAUCAACAUAAUAAAAAAGGUUUUUAAAGCAAUUUUGAUCCUCUUAGCAAUUUCGAGGGUGAGAUGAAUAUGUACUUAAACUAGUAGAAAAAAAAUUAAUAAAAUCCUUAAAUUCAAUAAUAAAGAUAAAAUAUAAACCCAAAUAUUUAGAAUUAUUAUGGAGAUAACACAUUAAAGAAUUAAAAUAUGGAUAGAAUGAGAAGCAGUGGGUUAAAUACACUAGCAUAAGCAGCUUAAAACAAUAUUUACAAUACGAAAAAAAUUAGAGAGAAUGAGGAUUCAAAUCCAAACAGUGGUUUAUAAAGCUAUUAAGAAAAGUAUAGUAAGUAUUUACACUACUAAGAAAGAAACUAUAUUUCAAAAAUUGCUUCAAAAAACCAAAUGAAAGAAAUUGAUUUCUUAGAUAAAUAUAAUUAAGAGUUAUAUGAUAAAUCUAGUAAGCUAAAAAACUAAAUUUUUUAAGGAGAAGAUUUGUAAGAGUAUGAAGAACGACUUAUGCUUGAAAGAAAAAUUAAAUAACUUGAGAGCUCGAAUUCAGUGUUGAAAUAGUCAAAAGAUAUAGCUCAUUUAUUUUUGUCAGAACCUCUUUUGAAAAAUAAAAGCACAGUGAAUAACAUCUUAAAUUAAAAAAAUAAUCAAAAAAUUCCAUUUAUUCUUCCUUUUAACCCUGCAUUAUCCUCAUAAGUUUUUGGCGAACUAACUGAUCAAUUCAAAGAAAUAAGAAGAUAAAAUAUCCUACUCAAAAAGGAGUUAGGCUAUUAAGUUGGAUUGGAUUACAUGCUAGAGAAAUUUGCAGAUAAUAAAGAUCUUGUUGAGGAAAGAAAUAAAUUACUCUUUUAGUUAGAUUAAGUUGAAUAAAAAAAUAGAGAACUUGAAGAAGAGAAGCUAAGGUUAGAAGAGGAAAAUAAAAGAAAAUAAACAAAGAAAAUAACUAAAGCAGUCUCAAGUAAAAAAUCUACUGUUGUAUAAGGUUAAAAGUUUAACAUGAAAAAAAUCAAGAAGAUUUUGAGACUUUAAUUUUUAGUGCUGUCAUUAUCAAUUUACUAUGUUCGUACCUAUCUACCAAAUUUUAUUAAAAAUAAAAGGAAGAAAUAAAUGACUGAUUUAAUGUAGCUGAUGGGUACUUGUUCAAAUAAAAUUAUUGAGUGGAUGAAGUCAGCUUCUAAAACAGGCUUAGAGCGACUGAAAAACUAAAAGCAAGAAUUGGCAUUGAAAAAAUCUGGAAAAUUGAUAGAAGGAAAAGACAAAGACAAAAGGCUGACUGAAAUUUUAUUAAUUGUAAAGAAUAUAUUUGAUGGGUUGUUUGAUAACUUCAGCUAAGAAGCGCUGGGUAAAGAAACCUUUAGUUUAUUGAAAGAAAUGACAUCUAAUGGUUGUCAUUUACCUAACAAUUAUUUGUAGCGUUUCGAAAUGAAUAGAUUAAGCUUUAGUUAUUAUGGAUCAAUAAAGAACAUUAACUAGAGUUCGUAGAAUAUGCUUAUACUAUGUCUUGUGCUUAUACGUCUAUUAAUAUAUAAAAUUGUCCUACCUUAUUAUAAUGUUGACACCUCAAAACCAAAAAAUUAAUAAUAUAUUGACAAUUGCACUUGGAUAGGUUCUAUAAUGCAUUGGCUUAUAAUAGAUUAUCUUAAAUAAACUUGUCCGACUAUCCCAUAAAAUUUAGCUCACAUUUAAGUAGAAAAUAAACCUCAAAUUCGCAAAGAACCAUUAGUAGCUCCUGAUAGAAAAAUAUUUCCAGAAGAGCUAAAACUAUUCAAAAAAGGAGAUUUAGAGGAUUUUUUUAUUCUAGGAAUUUUGGCACAAGAAGAUCUGUUGAUGAUUUUUGAAAAAGAGGUAGAUUGGUGCCAAAAUAUAAAAGCUAUCAUAGAAACAAUAGGAUUUAAAUUCAUUUAAUCAUUAUGA
This is a messenger RNA of Tetrahymena thermophila SB210, 2232 nucleotides long. RefSeq lists its product as hypothetical. The transcript has 15 exons. The record is from RefSeq and is a predicted model, not a curated record. Lineage: Eukaryota; Ciliophora; Oligohymenophorea; Hymenostomatida; Tetrahymenidae.